CUUUGUUUUGUGUUUAAUAUUUCUCGCGGCUACAUUCACUUUUAGGUGCAUUUUGACCGUUAUUUCGCCUCCACUAGCCGGUUUGAAUUAGCUUACAAGAAGACCCGUCACUGAUCGCCCGAGCGGCGUUAGCGUAUGACACGAUGGACCAAACCUCGUUAUUUGGGAUAACAGAGUUGGACAGACUUGGAAGGACUCAGGGGCUCUAUGAAGCUAACAGGAUGGCCAGCUGAACAGUUGGCCAACAUUUGAAAGCUCUCUAAGCCUUCGUGUCGUGCUGUUUUCCUAAAUAACUCUACGCCAAGCCCUAAUUUAACUUAAAUUUCAUGCUCACAAGUCUUAAGAAUUUCGCGAAAGUUGAUGUCCUAAUUUAGUUAAGAUAUUUUUUUAAAAAUUAUUAUUAAAGACGCAAAGGCAUUAAGAUUUGAGUGAUCCCAGCUGGGUGGACUCGCUUCAUUUGGACACUACUAGAGAUUUUCUAGUUAUCAGAACAAAAGAAUAUAUAUAUAAGUAAUAAGCAGACAUGAGCAGCAAUAGGACAGAGAACCCAGUGAUUCUGGGCUUGUCAAACCAGAACGGACAGCUAAGAGGUUCAGUAAAACCUGCUGGAGCUCCAGGUGGAGGUGGCGGAGGUCCUCAACAGCAGCAGUUGAACCAGAUGAAGGGCACAAUCAAUGGAAACUCCCAGCCAGCCCCUCCAACAAACGCUAUUAUUAAGCCUGGAGACGACUGGAAGAAAAAUUUGAAAUUGCCCCCAAAAGAUACGAGGAUUAAAACUUCGGAUGUGACUGCAACUAAAGGCAAUGAGUUUGAAGAUUAUUGUCUAAAGCGGGAGCUACUCAUGGGAAUCUUUGAGAUGGGCUGGGAGAAGCCAUCUCCAAUUCAGGAGGAAAGCAUUCCCAUCGCACUGUCAGGGAGGGAUAUUUUGGCCAGAGCCAAGAACGGCACAGGAAAGAGUGGAGCCUACCUCAUUCCUUUACUGGAACGCAUCGACCUGAAGAGGGACUGUUUACAAGCUUUGGUCAUCGUGCCCACCAGAGAAUUGGCACUGCAAGUAAGCCAAAUAUGUAUCCAGGUCAGCAAACACAUGGGGGGCGUGAAGGUGAUGGCGACCACUGGUGGAACCAACCUCCGCGAUGACAUCAUGAGGCUUGAUGAAACGGUACACGUGGUUAUCGCUACUCCUGGGAGAAUCCUAGACCUCAUCAAGAAAGGAGUUGCCAAAGUCGGUCAAGUGCAGAUGAUCGUUUUGGAUGAAGCAGACAAGCUCCUGUCUCAGGACUUUGUGGUUAUGAUGGAGGAGAUGCUGGGCUUCCUGCCCAGACAGAGGCAGAUCUUACUUUAUUCUGCCACCUUUCCUCUCAGUGUGCAGAAGUUUAUGAACGCACACCUGCAGAAACCUUAUGAGAUCAACCUAAUGGAGGAGCUGACUUUGAAGGGUGUGACUCAGUAUUAUGCUUAUGUGACUGAAAGGCAGAAGGUCCAUUGCCUCAACACUUUGUUUUCCAGGCUCCAGAUCAACCAGUCUAUAAUCUUCUGCAACUCCUCUCAGAGAGUGGAGCUUCUCGCCAAGAAGAUCUCCCAGCUUGGUUAUUCAUGUUUCUACAUCCAUGCCAAGAUGAGACAGGAACAUCGUAAUCGCGUGUUCCACGACUUUAGAAACGGCCUCUGCCGGAAUCUCGUCUGCACUGACCUCUUCACAAGAGGAAUUGACAUUCAAGCUGUGAAUGUUGUGAUCAAUUUUGAUUUUCCCAAGCUGGGAGAAACGUACCUUCAUCGCAUCGGUCGAUCUGGUCGUUUUGGACACCUGGGUCUCGCCAUCAACCUCAUCACGUACGACGAUCGCUUCAACCUUAAAGGGAUCGAGGAGCAGCUCGGAACGGAGAUCAAGCCCAUCCCUGGAAUCAUCGACAAGAGCUUGUAUGUGGCGGAGUACCACAGCGAGGGUGGUGAAGAAGUCAAGCAGUGAGCCAAUCAAUCCCCCCCCCCCCCCUCCCCCUCCCCCAAACCCUCUUCAACCCUCGCCACCUUGGAUUAUUUUUUUCCCCGUGUACAGUUUCUUUCUGUCUUCCUGUUUUUGGAUGCCACCAGUAGGAAUGUUGUGAUGGACGCUUUCUGGAAGAACUCAUUUGCCUUAUUUAAAGGCUUCGUGCUGCAUCACAAAGGACUGAAGGCACGAGCACCAGGAGGAGAGCAUGGGACCAAGUCAAAGGAAAUCCGUGCAAGACGUGAAACCAGCACCAACAGACCUGAGAUGCCACGCCCUCACCCUCCACCUUUUAUUUAGAAAGUUUUAACAAAUUUAUAUCAAGUGCCUUAACAAGCAGUUCAACUAAAGUAAUAACCCUCCAUUAUCCACCAUUUUUUCUCACUCCAUACCACGCAGUCAUGUUCACCUCGUAGAGAAUUCAGUAAUUUAACCGGAAAGGUGAAUUCAUAACUUAUUUUGGUCCAUUUGGGAGGGAAAAGAGUAAAUUUGAAGGGAGCUGGUCUGGUUCAUCAGGACUCAUCUGUUGAGUUGAGGACAAACUUGGAUUUUCACUGGACAGAGACUGGGUUUUUUCUUUGUUCUCCAAGAGACAGCCAGACUGUCCAGAUGCUUGUGAAGAAGCUCGUGCUUCUAGAGACCCUGCAGCUGUCCUCCGUCUUCAGCGUCAGAACACUAAAAGUCAAAGAGCAGCCUGCUAACACCAUGAGGAUUCCUGUUUCAGUGCAGAUUAUUUGAAGAGAGCAUCUUUUUCUCUGGUUUUUGUCUUGAGUUUCACACUCUUAUGGAUGGCCAUACUUAAUUCAGCUAGAUGUGGGGGUGCUGCCUAAUGUAAAUACCUUCAUUUUAAGAUUGUUUUAAAAGAAAAAGAGUAAAACGGCCGGCCAACGAACUGGAAAGCUGCCCGCCCCCUUCUCUCACUCUCGUUAGCACGGAGGAUCUUCUCAACUGCCGGUUUGUGCAAAUUUGGCCCGAGGAUUUAUUUAUAAUUUUAAAAGGAUUAUAAAAAAUCGAGCAUGACUUUGUUCAUGAAGUUAUCAGUCGUUUUUCUUUUUAAGACUCCAAAUUUGACGACGAGUGCAAUUCUUCAACAACACAAUUGCUGUUUAGUUCUUCUCGUGCUAGCAGUGUUAACGAGCUUCGAGUCCAGACGGGCGGCGAUCCGACCUUCUGAUGAAUGAACUUUGCUACCAGCUUUGACUCAUGAAGCUGGUGUUUAAAAGAAGCUACUAAUCUGUCUUACAGUAAUCGCUGCAGUGCAGCUGAAUUGGCUGUUAAAUUGUUUUUCUUGGGGAGAUGGGGGGGGGGGGGGGGCAUAUUAUCUGUUACUUAAAUUUAUGCUAUGUUUAAGCUUCGCUAUGAAAAACGUGUUUGCUGAAGCCAAGUUCUCCUUCCUUUUGGCAAGUCAGCCAAAUGCUUCAAAACAGCAUCAGACCUGAAAUGUAGCAGGAAGUUAAUCUGAGCUGCAGGUCAGCCGGCUGCCCUGAACCCGGUUGGCACAAGUCCCUAAAAAAUGAUACAAAAAAAUCGCCUCAGCAGGUUUGGUUGCACUUAAAACCGGCUUCACGAUGUCCAGAGAGGGAGGUCGUGGUGUAGUCCUGGGAAAUGAAAAUGGGCGAGGCAGACACAAACUCACUGCUUAUUGAGCAUCCCAGCCUCGUUCUGUCGUUACUUUGUGUUUUUGGGGUUUGGGUCAUACUUUCUCCAACAGCCCAUGUUUGCAUGAAGGUUCUCUGAACAUCAGCUAGAACCUUCCUGCCAGUUGGGUUCCCUCUUCAUGGUGAGAUGCUCUAAUGUUCUAACCAAUGAGGAUAGUUAAAUCAACCAAACGUUAAACGAUCCCAUCUCUCAUUGGUGCGAGCUCAGAUCCCUGUUCUCUCCCAUCUGGUUGUCCCAGAAAUGGUUCUGCAUUUGGGUGAUUUGGCUUUUGGGUGGGUGGGGUUCUCUAGAACAAAAACAAACUAAAAAUGAACCAAAACCUAACGGAGUGAACAGGGGUCUCAUUGUUCAGACACUUGGCAGCCGUCUGCUUCUUGUCGGCCGCUGGCAGAAAUCUUCCUGAUAAGUCGCGGCUUCAGUGUGGGUAGAGUUGCUGCCAGAGGCCGACAGGUGAACCGUAAAGACUGAGACAAGAGCAUCUCGCCCGCUUCGGGUACUAAUUGAGUAAUUUAUUAAACCAAAUUGUCUCAUUCUUUAAGGUCUUUUAUUAAAUUAGUCAGGUGGGUAAUUUGGAACACUUGCUGCCCUGAUGCACUGGUUCAUCUAAACAGUUGGAACACAAAAUCACAACCUUUGUUAAUUCGGCCAUCCUGUCACAACCCUGUCAGGAUAACGAGUCCUUUUUAGGAUUCCCUCAGGACUCAAGUGCAUCAGUAAAGGAAAACUGGGAUGGGCAGGUGGGCACUUUAAAACAAGAAAACCAAUGUGAAGAAAAAAAAAGUCCAGUUUUGUUAAUGGGUACAAAAAUGUUCAAAAGAGUUGCCCUUAGAUUUUUGUUUCUCAAAUGUUCAAACAGGUACGUCUUCACCAAAAGAAACCCCCAAAUUGAAGUGAAUUUAACGCCUGUGUUCAUUUAAUUUGAGUUAUAAAUUGGCUAAAAGUUUUCAGUGAUGCAAAUUUUACAAGUGAGAUCUGUCUUGGAAGUGAUUGGGUUUAAAGUUUUGUUUGGAAAAAUAAAGCUCACUGAAAUUUA
This is a messenger RNA of Nothobranchius furzeri (turquoise killifish), 4679 nucleotides long. The record is from RefSeq and is a predicted model, not a curated record. NCBI's taxonomy places the organism in Eukaryota, Metazoa, Chordata, Actinopteri, Cyprinodontiformes, Nothobranchiidae.